Molecule: messenger RNA, 12184 nt
Organism: Spodoptera littoralis (African cotton leafworm)
Lineage: Eukaryota; Metazoa; Arthropoda; Insecta; Lepidoptera; Noctuidae
Source: the annotation of a GenBank genome assembly
CUUGUUUCUGGGCUUUAGUUUAGAUUUGGCAACACUGUAAUUGAAUGAACUAAGCCUAAUGACUGAAUGAUACUUUGAACUAAAUGAACGGUUUGUUCGGAUACACUUACAAGAGCAGAUACAAAUGUUGAAAUAAUCCGUUACUUGGUUGAAAAACUAGUUUUCGAAGCUUACUCAUACUAAAAAAAAAAGUAACGACAAAAUGACGUAAUCCUCCAAUAUGGCGGAUGACGCGCGCGCUCCCUGCCGCCCGCGCUCGUAGUUUCUUCACCAACUGCCACUCGUCUCGAAUGAUUUCACCUUGCGAUGAAUGAAAAUUGUUGUAGACAGCCCGAGUGCGUAUUAUUCACAUAAUAAACUCAUCACCGCACCGGACAUACAAGGUGUAUUGUGAUACAGUGCGUCUAAAGGUGGAUUCGUGGUUGUGUUUUUACCAGUUCUCCCUUUUGUGAGACCGUUGUGUUUACGUGCCGAAAAAUCAUCGAGUGCAAAAUCUACAGGUCUCUGGAGUCGCCGGUGCAGUGUUUAAUGGGAUCUUGUUGAUCAACAGGUUCUGAAGGUCGAGCGGCAAGAUGCCGGAGGGAGUGGCGAAAGAGGAUGCGAAGGGGAAGGCCAAGGAGGCCUCGCCGCGACGCCGCCCCUCAGGCAACGUCGUCAAGGUCAAGGUGGAACUCCUCGAUGGCUCCAUCAUGGAACUUGACGUCGAUAGAAAGAUCAGAGGCCAGAGUUGCUGGGCAAGGUGUGCGACAAACUGAACCUCGUGGAGAAAGAUUACUUCGGGCUGCUGUACGAGGACCGCGGGGACCCGCGCGUCUGGGUCGACCUCGAGAAGAGGCUCUCCAAGAUGCUCAAAUACGAACCCUGGUCAGUGCGAUUCUCAGUGAAAUUCUACCCUCCGGAGCCGGCACAGCUGCAGGAAGAACUCACGCGGUAUCAACUAGUGCUGGCUGUCAGAAAAGACUUACUUGAAGGUCGGCUCCCUUGUUCAUCAGUAACGCAUGCGUUAUUGGCGAGCUACCUCCUGCAAUCGGAGCUGGGUGACUACGAGGCGUCGGAGUCGGGUGCCGCGCUGUGCAAACAGCUCAAGCUCGUCCCCGCCGCCGCCGCCACGCCAGACCUCGAGGAGAAAGUCAUCGAACUGCAUAAGACCCAUAGAGGUCAGACGCCAGCGGAGGCGGAGCUAAAUUACUUGGAGAAUGCGAAGAAGCUGGCGAUGUACGGCGUGGACCUGCACCCCGCCAAGGACUCCGAGAAUGUUGACAUCACCCUCGGAGUCUGCUCCUCUGGCCUGCUCGUACAUCGGGAGAAACUACGCAUCAACCGGUUCGCGUGGCCAAAGAUCUUGAAGAUCAGCUACAAACGUCACAACUUCUACGUGAAGCUGCGGCCGGGCGAGUUCGAGCAGUUCGAGUCCACGGUCGGGUUCAAGCUCGCUAACCAUCGCGCCGCCAAGAAACUCUGGAAGACCUGUGUCGAACAUCAUACGUUCUUUAGACUGAUGUCCCCGGAGCCGGCCCCGAAGAGCUCGUUGUUCCCGCGGCUGGGGUCGAGGUUCCGCUACAGCGGACGCACGCAGUACGAGUCGCGCAACAACGCGCCGCAGCGCGCGCCGCCACACUUCGCGCGCACGCUCUCCAACAGGAAGCUCUCCUCGCGCAGCAUGGACGCGUUGGCAGCCGGGGAGAAGGAUGAAUCAAUGCCACCGGACGCGGCUAAGCGCCACACCAUGCCGCCGCAACCAGCGCCGCGACCCACCAUCAAAGACAAGAAGCCACCUCCAGGAGCGGUGAAGGUGAUGCCCACAGCCCCUCCAGACAAGAAGGAUGAAAAGAAAGCCUUGGAGCAAAGGAAACCUGCUGAAAAUGGUACAGACACGACCAGUGACCCAGGUAUCACAAACAACGUCGACACUACUCCUAAGAAGUCCAAGACCGGAGGAUUCGGACUGUUCGGUGCUAGAAAGGAUAAGUCGCCUAAAGAAGAGAAAUCACCCAAAGACAAGUCUCCGAAAGAAAAAUCACCCAAAACGAAAGAUAAGGUCAAAGACCCGAAGAUUAAAGUGGCCGCGCUUGAUACGUCCAAUGACAGUUCCAAUCUCGAUAGUUCACUUGACAAGAGCCCUUCGAAGGGCGACGAAACCUUCGUUCACCAAACCAAGGAGCCCAUAUCUGAUGAGAAGCAACGGGCUUUAGAUGACAGCCAAAGCCCCACGACCAGAAAAGCUGGCCUUGCUUUCAACUACGCCCCUGGAGAAGAUAAAAAAGUCGCAGAAAGCGCAGAGAAGCGCAAAACACCAGAGGAUCCUAGCAAGCUUAAGACGCCAGGACUGGAUUACGUGCAGUCGGCAGCUCUGAAGGAACAAGCUAAGAACUUAAUAGAUCCUACUCUAGCCUUACUCGACUCUGAAAGAUCUCAUCAUGAAGCGCCUGCGGCUUUACCUGUGGUUGCAGCUAAACCAGACAAUGAAAUCCAAGUAGUCAUUAUAACUGGUCGCUAUAACCCUAAGUCGAAGAAACUCGAUGAUGCAAAUGGCACCAUUUUGGUCACCAAGGGAACAUUGAAUAAAGCCAAUGGCAAAAUUCAAACAGAUAAAGAACUUAUUAAUACAAAAUCUGGACAAGUCAGUUACACAGACCCUGCUACAGGCAAGCAAGAGGUCAAGAAUGGACAUGUUGACAAAUCAGGACACAUACUUUUCACCUCGGGGGUCAUUGACCCUAAGACGGGCAAGAUUGACCCAACGUUGGCUCAACAAUAUUGCUUUGUUGAAAAAUCCGCAGACAAGGUUGGAGCCAAGCCAGGACGUGAAGUCGACUUAGUUGUUAUCACUGGCAAAUAUGACGGUAAGAAUAAGAAACUCGACGCGUCUCAUGGACACGUAGACGUUUCCAGGGCAGUGGUUGGUCCAGACGGCAAUGUUGCCUCAAAUUACGGCGUCAUUGACCCAAGAACAGGCAAGAUUGAUUAUAUCGAUCCCAAAUCUGGCAAAGAAGAACCUAAACAAGCUUACGUUGAUCAGAAAACUGGAAACAUUUUAGUUACAACAGCUGUUGUAGAUCCCAAAUCUGGCAAGGUCGACUCCUCGCUUGGUCAGCAGUUCAGCAUAGUAGAAAAGGAUGCGACCAAAGCAAACCGUGAAGUCAGACUAGUAGUUGUCACUAGCAAAUACGAUCUUAAGACAAAGAAAUUAGAACCAACAUUCGCUCACGUAGACUCUGUCAAGGGAGUUCUGAGUGGGACUGAUGGUAAAAUCUAUACAGAAUACGGUACCAUUGAUCCAAGAACUGGAGAAAUACAUGUCACUGAUCCUAAGACUGGCAAACAGGAGACCAAACAUGCAACAGUCGAUCCCAAGACUGGAAAUAUUCUGUUAUUGUCCGGAGUUGUAGACCCGAGAACUGGUCAGUUAGACACUUCGCUAGGACAACAGUAUAGCAUUGUCGACAAACCUAUCGAUACUUUUGCUAAUUGCUCUGGGAAAGAAGUGCAGGUUGUUGCCAUCACAGGCAAAUAUGAUUCCAAGGGUAAGAAGUUGGAUAAUCCUAAUGGAUUCAUAGAAACUUCUCGCGCCAUCAUUAGUGACAAAGAUGGUAAAGUCCACUCAAACUUCGGAGUACUGGAUCCCAAUAACGGCAAAGUUUACUUUACUGACCCUAAAACAGGUAAGCGUGAUUCUAAACAAGCCACAGUUGAUCCUAAGACUGGAAGCUUCAUACUUACAUCUGGGGUCAUUGAUCCUAAGACCGGCAAGACUGAUACAUCCCUGGGACAACAAUUGACAGUGGUCGAUAGGGACGCUCCUAAAGGCAUUCCUGAAAGGUAUGCCAACUUGGUAAUCGUCACAUCAAAGUAUGAUCCUAAACACAAGAAAUUGGACAUCACCAAUGCGCAUGUCGACAGCUUCCCAGGUAAAUACGACAAUGAUGACAAAGUCCACACUGACUUCGGUGUAGUUGAUCCGGCUACCGGUGAAAUAAUUAUCACUGACCCCGUCACAGGCAAACAGGAAGUAAAGAAGGCUGCCGUUGAUCCUAAGACUGGCAAUUUACUUCUCACAUCAGGUGUUGUUGAUCCUCAGACUGGCAAAGUUGAUCCCACAUUGGGACAACAGAUCACAGUUGUAGACAAGCCCAAGGACACGUUCCCAUCAGUGGCUGGAAAGGAAGUACAACUUGUGGUGAUUACCAGCAAAUAUGACUCGAAAUACAAGAAGUUGGACAGCCCUAACGGAAAUAUUGAGACGUCGCGUGGUGUCGUUGCUGCUGACGGAAAAGUUCACUCCAACUUCGGAGUGAUUGACCCCAAAUCCGGCAAGAUGGAAUAUGUCGACCCUAAAACUGGCAAGCAGGAGCUCAAACAAGCUGUUGCUGAUCCUAAGACUGGUCAUUUGAUCGUUUCUUCUGGAGUUGUAGACCCAAAGACAGGAAAAGUUGACUCUUCCUUAGCGCAGCAGUUCGCCAUCGUUGAUAGAGAUAGAGUGGCACCUGAACGAUAUGUCAACCUCGUCAUUGUCACAUCCAAAUACGACCUUAAGAACAAGAAACUAGACCUUGCUAAUGCGCAUGUCGAUAGCGUACCUGGCAAGGUGGGUGCAGAUGACAAAGUGCAUACAGCAUUUGGUAUUGUUGACCCGAGCACUGGUGACAUCGUAGUAACUGACCCAGUUACAGGCAAGCAGGAGGUCAAGAAAGCUACAGUCGAUCCCAAAACAGGCAACCUUCUACUUACGUCAUCAGUGGUUGAUCCUGUGUCAGGACAUGUUGAUCCUACGCUAGGACAACAGAUCAGCGUUGUAGACAAACCUAAAGACAGCUUUGCUGCUGUACCUGGUAAAGAAGUGCAGCUGGUUGUGAUCACCAGCAAAUACGAUCCCAAGACUAAGAAACUCGACAAUCCCAAUGGCCAUGUCGAGACAUCUAGAGGUAUCCUCGCCGCUGAUGGAAGAGUACAUACCAAUUUCGGUGUCAUUGACCCGAAGACUGGAAAGAUUGAACAUGUUGAUCCUAAGACCGGUAAACAAGAGAUUAAACAAGCGAUCUCUGAUCCACAAUCAGGACAUUUGAUACUAGCUUCAGGAGUAGUUGACCCUAAAACAGGAAAGACCGACUCGAGCCUUGCCCAGCAGUUCUCAAUUGUAGACAAAGAUGCACCUAAAGAAAGAUACGUUAACUUGGUUAUUGUGACAACUAAAUACGAUCCUAAGAGUAAGAAGCUAGACCUCAUCAAUGCUCAUGUAGACUCAGUACCCGGAAAGAUCGGUGCUGAUGGUAAAGUUCAUACCGAAUUCGGUGAAGUAGACCCAACUACUGGCGACAUCACCGUUAAAGAUCCAAUCACUAGAAAACGUGAGACUAAAGUAGCUACCAUUGAUCCCAAGACUGGUAAUCUCCUUCUGACUUCCGGUGUGGUUGACCCUCAAACCGGGCAAGUUGAUCCCAACUUAGGACAACAAAUAAGUGUUGUUGACAAACCUAAAGACACCUUCACACCAGUUCCUGGCAGAGAAGUUCAGCUGGUCAUCAUUACUUCAAAAUAUGAUCUUAAGAACAAAAAGCUUGACAACCCGAACGGUCACAUUGAGACGUCACGAGGUAUUGUUGCCGCUGAUGGCAGAAUUCACACCAACUAUGGCAUAAUUGAUCCGAAGACAGGAAAGAUUGAACACAUUGAUCCUAAAACAGGCAAACAUGAGACGAAACAAGCCGUGGCUGAUCCUGGCGUAGGUUUCAAAUCAGGUAAUCUUCUUAUAACCUCUGGUGUCGUAGACCCGAAGACCGGAAAACCAGACUCAUCGCUCGCUCAACAAUUUACGAUUGUCGAGAAAGAGACGAAACCUGUCGAAAGAGAGAUUCAUCUUGUCAUUAUUACCACGAAAUACGACCCGAGGACUAAGAAGAUUGAUCCUAGCCAAGGUCAUGUUGACACUAUCAGUGGUGUACUUGGAGCUGAUGGAAGGAUCCGAACAGCUGUUGGUAUCAUCGACCCUGCGACUGGAGAGAUCGUCGUUACUGACCCUAAGACCGGCAGACAAGAAGUCAAACGUGCUCAAGUACAUCCUGAAACUGGACAUAUGGUUAUUUCAAGCAAUGUAGUCGAUCCCCAAACUGGAAGGGUUGAUCCUACAUUAGUGCAACAAUACAGCAUUGUCAACAAACCAGUCGUACCCUUCACGAAACCAACUUCAAAGGGUGAGGUGCGUCUGGUAAUCAUUACCAGUAAAUACGAUCCUUACACUAAGUCAGUGGACGCUAAUGCAGGAAACAUCGAAGCUGCUAAAGGUUAUGUUAGCGCUGAAGACGGCAAGAUUCACACAGACUUUGGUAUUAUUGACCCAAGAUCUGGUCAAAUCCUCUACAAAGACCCGAUAACCGGCAAACAAGAGCUGAAACAAGCUGAAAUCGAUCCUAAGACAGGAAACCUGAUAAUAACUACCGCCGUAGUUGACCCCAAGACUGGCAAAGUAGAACCCUCAUACGCGCAGCAGUUGAGUAUUGUUGAUAAGCAGAAUGUGUUGUCUAAAGUAGCGCCAGUGUCACAGAGAGCUAGCGUGUCCCCUGCCAGGCAGGUCCCAUCGCCUGUAAAGACCCCGGCCCCCACACCAGUACAGACACCACUGCAAUCUCCCGUCCGUACAUCAUCACCCAUUACCAGCUACGCUCAAAAAUCAUCACCACUCACACCGACAGUUAAAUCACCAGUAAAACCGACUUCAGCACCUCCAGAACCACCUAAGAGGAAGAUUGUUAAGAUCAUGGUUGUCUUUACAAAACUCGAUCCUAAGACUAAGAAGCCUGAUCUUCAUACCGCUGAAGUGGAACAUCUCACUGGCAUUCUUGACCCCAAUGGAUUGAUUGAAACUAAGUACGGUGUAAUUGAUUCCAAUACUGGAAACAUAGUUAUUACUGAUCCUGCUGGUCAGAAGCAGACCCGCGAAGGCUACGUAUUGACUGAAACUGGACAAAUCUUUAUCAACUCUGGUGCAAUUGAUCCUAAAACAGGCAAAAUUGAUCCUAAUUUAGGCAUGAUCCUCAGUGUUGCUAAACAAGAAGAUCCAGUAGUCGAAAUCACAACAAUUACUGGUCCCAUUGACCCUAAAACAGGUAAAGUAGACAUUGACAAGGGCACAGUAGAACACACUAAAGCUGUCCAUAUUGAUGAGAAUAAUGGCCUCAUUACUAUCAAAGGUGUCGUAGACCCGAAGACAGGCAGACCUGAUCCUAACCUAGGACAGGUUAUUGUUGUCGGAACUCACAUCGACCCAGUGGUUGAAGUGACCACAUUUGUUGGAAAACUUGAUACCAAGAAGGGACUCAUCGAACCCAAACAUUCACUAGUAGAAAGCAGUACCGGUCAAAUCAACCCUGACAAUAACAAAAUUGAUACCAAAUUCGGACAAAUCGAUCUUGUCAAGGGAACUGUUACGUACAAUGAUCCCAAAACAGGCAAGUUUGAAAGUAGGGAGCUCAAGGUUGACCCCGUUACUGGUCAGUUCUUACUGAAGACUGGACAGAUCAAUCCUAAAUCUGGAAAGCCGGAUAAGGACGUCGCUAGAAUGAUUUGCUUGAGAAUCAUUAAGAACAAGAUUGAUCCCGUGUCUGGCAAACAAAUUGUAUCAAACGAUCCCAAGAACGUUAAAGUUGAUCCUAAGACCAACCAGAUUUGGAUCGCUGGACCUAAAGACCCAGUGUCCGGUGAAGUCAUUUACACAGCUGGUCAGGUCGACCCUGUCACCGGUUACAUCAUCUCAAUUUACGGUCGUCUCGACCCCAAGACUGGUAUUAUCGUCAGAACACAUGAUGUUGACAAGUCACUCAUUAAAGUUGACCCCGUCAAUGGACAAAUCUACACCGCGACUGGAGAAGUUGAUGAAAACAACCAACCUCUAUACUCUGCGUCACAAGUCGAUCCCAGCACUGGUGAGAUUUACACCAAACUCGGCAAAAUCGAUCCUCAGACGGGUAGGUUGAUCAUCAUUAAGAUCUAUAUCAUCACACAGAAAGACGACAAAGGAAGAGUCAAGGAAGUCGAUCCCAAGGAAUGCACCAUCGAUGAAACAACUGGCAGAAUCAUCACGACGAAAACAGUGUAUUUGUACCAGAUCAUUGAUCCCAUUACUGGAGAAACUAUCGACGUCGACCCAGACGACCCGAGGUUGAAGGGCGCGCGCACAACUGUCACACAAACUAUGACGUUAUCAGGCAAGAUCGACCCUGUCACAGGCAGGAUUAAAACGGAAUACGGAGAUAUCGAUCCCGACACAGGCGACAUAGACCCCAGCACGGCCGUCAGAGACCCGGUCACCGGACAACUCAUUCUCCACUACUCACAAAUAGAUCCCUCGCACUUCGAAGACAAGAGUGGAAACUACACGAUAGAGAAAGAAACACAAGACUUGCCGGCCAACAUCGACAUACAGACGGUGAACACGCAUAAGUUCUCUACUUUCGGCAAGGACGAGAGUCCGCUGAGAGGAGACGAACCUAAGACGUUCACCGAGUACACGACGAGCGAGCACAUACGGCACCAGGGCUACGUGUCGUCAUCCACUCCUAUAUCCUCCAAGAUCCCGGUUUCACAGCGCUCUAAGAAGACGCCGACCCCUCCCGUCGUGGUGAAGACCACCACCAAACAGCUCCUGACGAAAAAUGACGAGGGCGUCACACACAAUGUGGAACAGGAGGUCGAGAACCUCGGCACCGGCGAGGUCACCUUCUCCACACAUACCAACAAGGCGGAAAGCCUUGAGCCGAUGGAGGGUCCCGGCAAGAGUCCAUACGUGACGGCGCGCGCGGUGACCACGCGGACCGCCACUACUCACCACGAUCUAGAUACCAAGGCCAAGACGCAGCAGAUGGAGGAGAAGACAGUGGCGCACACACUCACUUCGUCCGCCACCAGGCAGGAGCAGCGCGUGGUCACGCAGGAGGUCAAAACCAUGGUGACUACUGGCGACCAGCUAACUAGACGCGGGUCAGAGUCCUCGGUGAGCAGUGGUGACUCGGGCACUCCCAUCGACUUUGACGAAGGAGCUGGUGAAGGACAUUACUACGUCACGGAGCCGGGCUCGUACAAGACGACGACAACGAGCACGGUGAUGGGGAACGCGCCAUUCGGCAGCAUGGUGCACGGUGCUACCACUAGGACGAGUACGGGUCCUGUAGUGACGGAGCCGGUGGAGGUGACGGAGACGGAGGAAGUGCUGGCGGACGGAGAGGUUGUCUCCUCGCAGACCAUCAGCUCUAAGACGCGCACCGUCGAGACCAUCACCUACAAGACGGAGCGUAACGGUGUGAUCGAGACACGCGUGGAACAGAAGAUCACCAUCCAGUCCGACGGGGACCCCAUCGACCACGACCGAGCACUCGCAGAGGCUAUACAGGAGGCCACAGCGAUGAACCCAGACAUGACAGUCGAAAAGAUCGAGAUCCAGCAACAAAGCACGCAACCCUAAGCUACAGCAACACGUUGCAACGUCCACCUCGUGCCCCGGGCCUCGGACCCGGCCUGUAUGUAUAUCUAGGUACAUACCCUAGUUGUAAGCGAUAACAAUGCGAAUAUUAAUCACUAAGUUAUUUAAAUACAAACAUUUAUAUUGAUUAAUUAAUAAACUGUUAAUUAUAUUUAAUAUUUGAUGUUGUCACGUCGUGCACUUUACGAUUUUUGGGCGAAGGGAGGGUCUACAGUAGUAGGACAUUGUGUCGAUAUACAUUAUUGUGUAUAGGAAUGUUUAUGUAUCGAUAUGACGAUAUAUCGAGUUUGUUACAUCACAAUGGCCUCAAUAAAGUUGCUACAAUUUUCAGAAUAAACAAGUUAAUCUUGUCUCGUAUACGGUAUUUGAUGACCGGCCGGCUCGCCCUCGCCCUGGAAAAUGCAAUUUUAUAUUGUAAAAUAUUAUCGAUAAGUAUUGCAGCAUUUUUCUUUUUUAUUAUUAAGCUUAGGCUAAGGCAUCCAUAAAAUCCGGACGGCAUAGGGCUUCGUAGAGAUAUAAAUGUUGCCAUAGUAAAAAAAUAUAAAAAUGUUUUGUAUUACUAUAUGAAAAAAUCAUUUAAUGCCUUGUGUUUGACAAAUCUGGCUGGAUAUUUCGAAAUACGUGUGUAAGCGCAUUGCUCAAAUCAUUUGUCUAUUUAGCUUCGUUAUAGUUGGAUGAACAACUAUCACUGCCAAUGAAAGCUGUUGUAAUCGUGAAUUGUAUACCUCUCGUAGAUUUUCUAAAUUACAAUCAUGCUAGAAUUAGCCUUAAACAUUUAAAUCACAAUACAAAAAAUGUAAUUAUAUGAAUAUCUUCUCGCAUCCAGCCAGGUUAAGGCACGAGCUAGUUUUCUAUAACGGAAUAGCUUUAAAAUACUGUCACACGAGUUAGACCACCGUAUUUAGAUAUGUAAAAUACAAAUUUAUUAAUUUUCUCCUCCCUUCUAUUGGAAGUGUCGGUAUACAAUGUAGUGCGGGACUAAUUGGUUAUCCAUCGAUACACUUGUCACGGUUUACCGAUACAUCGAUAUCGAUAAACUGUCGCAACACUAUCGGGAACUACAAAAGUAUAUGUUAUUAAAAAGAUAUAUUAUUGACGUGUUGCUAUGGACUAUAUUAUAUCUACGCGCUCGCUGUACUACGCACAUAGUAGAUACUGUUAUUAUUAUGAAGAAAAUAUCUUAUGAAAAGCUUUUACGGCUUAUUUAUAGUCAUCAAGUGAUAUAGCGAAUUUGUGUCGUGUGUGAUUGCAAUAAAGAUUUAAGAUCUAUAUACGUGGCUAGGCGCGUAGUGCAGCGAGCGAUAUAUUUCACCAUUAGGUGCUACUACUUAGGGUCUAGUGUUUACGUACAUUUGUAUGUGCCCGGCGGCGGGCCUCCAUUUUAUAUUUAAUAUUAGUUUGGCAGCUUUGGCUUGACGGACGGGAGGCACACUGACACCUAACUACGUAAAUAUUAUAAUAUAUAACACAGAUAUAAUGUUUGUUUGUUUCGUUAUCUUGUAAAGAUUGAGAUGUGUGCCAGUGCGUCUCCCGGGAAUGUAAACUAAGCUUAGUCGGUCAAUGUUAGAGAUUAGGGCCAGGCGAGCAUUUGUUGCAUUCGACAGUUCAGUGGAGUAACGAGGGACAUUCCAUAGUUCACAAACUUAUAUCUAGGAGUAAACGCUACAUCAUGACACAGAGUGUUUGUUUCUUAUUAUUUUUGUCUUAAGAUUAUUUCUAUACGGUCGCGGCGCACUUAACGAGCUCACAACAAUAUGAUACACAUGUAUGAAUAUACUGAAACAUCUGAUUAAGCAAUUAUGCCACCUAAGUCUUUGUUAUGUACAGUUGAAAUAGUUUGACAUCGCACAAAACUUGUUCUUACAGAGCUCGCCAAGUGCACGCGACCGCACUAAAUAAGUUGGAAUGAUACUGAUAUUGUACAAUUUAUUAUUAUUAUUAUACUAUAAUAUUAAUAUAUUUCAUACACGCUAGACGUAAACAUUAUUUUAUAUUAGAGUUAAGUUUUAAACACUGAUUUAAAAUCAGAUUUUAUGUAUCAUGAUAACGACUUGUUUUAUUUACUUGAAUUACUAUAACACAUGUAUCCGUGUGCAUAAGUUUCAAGUAAAUAUAACUCUUGGUUAUCCUUUUUUUUAUAAAUUUGACAUUUUAUUGUAUUUAGUUCACGGAUGCUGUCAAAUGAUGGAUUAAAUGAAAUUAUUGAGUAACUAAUGUUUGUCUAUUACCUGUCUGAUUCACGUUGGUAUUGCGAGUGGAGCGCCGGGAAUUAAUGUUGAUAGAGUAAAGGGUUUUAUACAAAUUGUUUUAUCGAUAUUUGUUUCUUGUCCUGCACUUGAUAUUCUUCUUGUGUUAAUUUAUGACUCUGAUCGUGGCUGAUGUUUUGAGACAGGCAUUUUUUUAUACAUUUCCUCGUACAUUGUUUUGUAAUUGCAUAAAUGGUAAUAGUAUCUGAAUAUCACAUUGUGUCAGUAAUUAACGGUCCUAAUACUUUCAAUAAUAGUUUUCUUUAGUUUGUCAGUUUGUCUGUCUCAUAACAAUGGCGGCGUAUUGAGGUUAUAUUAUAUUUAUUGUAGAUGUUUAUUUUUGUAUCGAGUGGCCCUGCUCCGUAAGCGGUAUCGAGGAGAGUUAGGUAUUACAAAUAAACAAUGCUUUGUUUUAUAUACGACUUUUUAUUUUAUACCCUCCUAGCGACCCGCCCCGGCUUCGCACGGG